AUGAAUAACGAGCCAGUAAUUGGUGACGUCAGCGACAUUCCGGAGGGCGUGCUUGUGAAGUACGAGUACUUGGACCACACAGCCGACGUGCAGAUACACUCUUGGGGCGACUGUCUGGCGGAAGCGUUUGAACAGGCUGCAGUUGGCUUGUUUGGAUACAUGACCGAUAUCACCACCGUUAGAGCUCAGUAUACGUAUGAUAUUCAGGCCACUGGACAGGACGAUCUCUCUUUACUUUACCAUUUUUUGGAUGAAUGGCUUUUCGCCUUUUCAGCUGAGCCGUAUUUCAUAGCAAAAGCAGUGAAAAUCAUUGAAUUCGAUAGAGUUAAUUUCAAAAUUUGUGCCCGUGGAUGGGGAGAAACUUUUGAUUUGUCGAAGCAUCCUCAGGGAGCCGAAGUCAAGGCCAUCACUUACUCAAAUAUGCAGGUAUACGACGAAGAAACUCGGCAUGAAAUCUUUGUUAUAAUUGACAUAUGA
This is a messenger RNA of Soboliphyme baturini, 477 nucleotides long. Lineage: Eukaryota; Metazoa; Nematoda; Enoplea; Dioctophymatida; Soboliphymatidae. The record is from the annotation of a GenBank genome assembly.